Molecule: messenger RNA, 2130 nt
Organism: Rattus rattus (black rat)
Lineage: Eukaryota; Metazoa; Chordata; Mammalia; Rodentia; Muridae
Gene: Cfap418
Product: chromosome 1 C8orf37 homolog
Exons: 6
Coding region: 199-834 (211 amino acids)
Cellular component (GO): cytosol
Source: RefSeq, a predicted model, not a curated record
GCGGGUCUCCCUGGACCCCGGCCACCGCGAGUGCUGGCUGGUCAGAACCGCCGCUGCGCUCGCCCGGAGUCGACCGGCGGUUUGCGCACGCGCAGAGGAUGGGGGCAGGGGACCGGCUCGCGGGCGCGACGGUUUCUCACGUUGCCGUGGAAACCACCCGCCAGCCUGGCUCCAGAGGGAAAGACGUGUUUGUCCAAAAUGGCGAAGGACCUGGACGAGCUUCUGGAUGAAGUCGAGACCAAGUUCUGCAGACUCGACCCCUUGAGGCUGGACCUGGGUGAGCGGCCCAAAAGCGGCGGCGGCGGCGGCGGCACGCACAGCGGCGACCGGAACGGAGCCCAGGAGAAAGACGCUCUCAGAUCAACAGAAACAUUUAAAAAGGAAGAUGAUCUCGACAGUCUUAUUAAUGAAAUAUUUGAGGAGCCUAACUUUGACAAAAAAUCUUUUCAAAAAUUUAAAUCUAAAUCUUCAAGUAACACAUCUGUCAGAGCUCCCAUUCAAGGCCUCAGUAAAAGUUGCAGUCCAGUGUAUCUCAGUGGAAGCGCCAUUCCAUGUGGGAUUGGAACAAAUACUUCACAGAGCAGAGCAUGUGACCGACUGCGUUGUGUAGCCUGUGACUUCCGGAUAGUGAGCUACAAUGACUAUAUGUGGGACAAGUCAUGUGAUUACCUGUUCUUCAGAAACAACAUGCCAGAAUUCCACAAACUCAAAACAAAGUUGAUCGAGAAGAAGGGAGCACGGGCAUAUGCCUGCCAGUGUAGCUGGAGAACUGUGGAAGAGCUCACUGACCUGCAGGCAGACCAUGAGCUCCGCUGGGUCUGUGGUAAACACUGAAUGCAGACCAUUCACGUUCCAAUAGCAGCACCGGGAAGAACACGUUCCACGCACCAAACUUGGGCACCAGUACACGGCAGUAUUGUGCCCUUUGGGAAGAGGCAACAAGUUUUGUGUAACUUCACACACUUUUGAAGACCAAAUGGACUGGGAAAGACAUGUACUGUGACACCUUGGCAUUCUUCCUUUCGACAUGGACGUUUUACUUAGAAGGUUAAAAUAUCUGUGUUCACCAGCCUGUCUCCUUUUAAGGAUUGAAACUUUGACAUUUCGUGCAAAUUUACAGCUUUCCCGCAGCAACUGCCAUACUGACUGCUAAUGCACUCCAUACGGUCCUCGUGUAUCAUUGUCAUUAAAGAGGGCAGAGGGGUCAUUGUGUAUGAGUGUUCAUGGCUCUUCCUGUUCUGAUCCAUCAUUAUCAGAGACCAUAAGGUGGACAUGACAAAAAAGCAGAUGACAUUAGUUACUGACGGGUUGUCAAGAGUGCAGGGAACAUUGUAACCCUUUCUCACAUAUAUCUCUUCUUGCCUCACCAACUCAACUCAGUAUUGUGUGUAAUAGUAAUAAUGAUGUUCCCGUUUUAGCACAUUUCCCUCCUUUGCUCAUCAAAAUAUCAAAAGUUGUUAGUUUUCUAUUAGCCAACGUCUGUUUAUAAAAGAUUUUUGAUGCCACUGAAGUCACUAAAAUCUUACAGAUAAGUCACUGCGGGCUUUUCAAGUAUCCUCUGCAGCUCUACGAGAGCAGCAGUACGAUGGCUUUCAGAUGACCUGCAGACUUCCUAAUAGUAUCCGGUCGGUCCAUUCUUUAUUGAAAUAUAGAGAACAAAUGGGUAGGCAUUGGGCUCCCAUGAUAUCACUGAGAUGGGAGGAACCGUAUCAUAGUAACAUGCAUUACCUCAGUUUAUGUCCCAGCCCCAUGUGUGCCUGCUUCCUGAGUGCGUGUUAGUGUGGGACACAGGGCACUCUGAAAGGAUGCACAUUUUAGUGCAGAUAUGAUCUGACUGGUUUUCUCUUAACUCCAUUCUCACCACCAACCAAAGCCUCUGAUGGCUGAAGGUUUCCUCCUAGGCUCGGGGUCUCGCUCAGCAAUAGCGCGUGCAUUGCGUGCACGAGGCCCUCAGUUUAUUUCUGUAGACAAAAGAAGACAAAGAGGCAAGCUUUUCCCGACUGUGACACAUCUGUGUACUGAAAAACCUUUAAUUGCAGCAAAAGAGAUCUCAAAGUAGCUGAUGCUCUAAUUUUUGUAUGUAGAUAGAUUUACAAGUUUUCUUUCAAUAAACCUAUUUACUCCUCAAAA